Molecule: messenger RNA, 4224 nt
Organism: Drechmeria coniospora
Lineage: Eukaryota; Fungi; Ascomycota; Sordariomycetes; Hypocreales; Ophiocordycipitaceae
Product: P-type ATPase
Exons: 3
Coding region: 1-4224 (1407 amino acids)
Biological process (GO): intracellular protein transport; post-Golgi vesicle-mediated transport; endocytic recycling
Cellular component (GO): plasma membrane
Molecular function (GO): magnesium ion binding; ATPase-coupled intramembrane lipid carrier activity; ATP hydrolysis activity
Source: RefSeq, a predicted model, not a curated record
AUGUCGGACAGCGACGCCGUCGACACCGACAAAGGCCCCUCCGACAAAGGCGAUAUCCUGCUUCAGCAGCGGUCGUCCGUCUGCGGGAAACCGACCCAGACCCAGCUCCCACUGCACCGCCGCCUUCAGCAUGCCGCAAAGUCUCUCUAUCAAUCCACCAUCGUCGAGCUAGUUCUUCGACAAAAGCAAAUCACGCCUUCCAAAGAUGGCAGACACAUUCCCCUCGCCAUUGAGCACGUCAAGCCCCUCGUCGAUACCCGUCGUGGCCACGCUUACAUUUCCAACGAUGUUCGCACCUCGCGGUACACCAUCUGGGAUUUCAUCCCGAAGCAGCUCAUAUUUCAGUUCUCUCGCGUCGGAAACUUUUACUUUCUUUGCGUCGGAAUCCCUCAAACUAUCCCGGGACUCUCGACCACCGGCUCAUUCACAACCAUCUUGCCGCUCCUCUUCUUCGUCCUCCUGACCAUAGUAAAGGAAGGCUACGAUGACUACAGGCGCCACCGCUUGGACAAGGUUGAGAAUGCUAAUUUCGUCACCGUUCUGGGCCGCGAGGACCGCUGUGCCGUGAAGGCGAAGCGGCUGAAUAGUCGUCCGUGGGACCGGUGGAAUCCAUUUCGCACCAGGGAACCAUCGCAACCCCGCCCGGUUCCAGACGAAGAGUUUCACGGCGUGCGAUGGGUCUCGUCCAGAUGGAGCAACACCAAGGUCGGCAACGUCGUGCGCCUAUCCCGUGAUGAGCCCGUGCCCGCCGACAUUGUUCUGCUCCACAGCAGCGGCGAGAACGGCCUGGCCUACAUUGACACGAUGGCCCUCGACGGGGAGACCAAUCUCAAGACGAAGCAGGUGUCUCACGCCCUGCGCGGCUGCGACUCCAUCGAGGGCAUUGCGAAAUGUGAUGCCGAGUUUGUUGCCGAGGAUCCGAACCCAGAACUGUACAACUUUGAUGGCCGCGUUACCGUCAAUGGCAAGCCAGUCCCGCUGACUCUCAACGAAAUCAUGUAUCGCGGCAGCAUAGUACGAAACACGGACUGUGCCAUCGGCAUCGUCAUCAACACCGGAGAGGAAUGCAAGAUUCGAAUGAACUCCAACCAACAUCCCCGCGCGAAACGGCCGGCUCUCGAAAAGGUUGUCAACAUCAUCGUCCUUACCCUGGCCGCCUACGUCAUCAUCGUAUCCGUAGGCGUCUCUGUGGGAUACCUCAAGUGGCAGAAAGACUUUGAAAACCAUUCUUGGUAUCUCGCCGGCGCCGCCGUCCCGUUCCACCAGAUCAUCAUCGCCUUCAUCAUCAUGUUUAAUAACGUCGUGCCCUUGGCCCUGUACAUCAGCUUGGAAAUCGUCAAAGUCGGUCAGUUUCUCCUGCUCAACUCGGAUAUUGAAAUGUACGACGAAGAAACGGACACGCCCGCGCGGUGCAACACCAACACCAUCCUGGAGAACCUCGGCCAGGUUGGCUACGUCUUCUCCGACAAGACGGGAACUCUCACGGACAACAUCAUGAAAUUUCGCAAGAUCAGCGUCGCGGGAACCGUCUGGCUUCAUGAGAUGGAUCUGGAAACCCACACCGUCGAUGAUUGGGGAACGUCGGGUGCUGACGACGGGCACUUUGUACGGAAGCCCUCCAUCCACAGGGAAGCAAUCAGCGUCGUGAUCCGCGAGGAAGAUGCCGAACCUGUUGACUCGCCCAUGUCGCCCAGGCUAUCCAUCGGAAGGCGCUCGUCCUCACACUGGCGAUCCACCGGUCGCCCGGAUCAUGUGCAACCAGAGGUCAACACCUCGGACAUGAUCAAGUACAUGCGCCUUCGACCGCACUCUCCAUUUGCCCGAAAGGCAAGAGAGUACCUUAUGGCUGUUGCGCUCUGCCACACGUGUCUGCCGGAGAUGAAGGAUGGGAAGAUGAAUUUUCAAGCAUCCUCGCCCGACGAGCUUGCCCUGGUCAGAGCAGCGCAGGAGAUGGGAUACCUGGUGACGCAACGCACGUCGCAGAGCAUAACCUUGCAGGUGCCGCAGAUGACCGGUCAUACCGAGACCAUGACCUUUCAGAUUCUGGAUGUCAUCGAGUUCAGCAGUGCCCGCAAGAGAAUGUCCAUCGUGCUUCGAUACCCCGACGGCCGCGUUUGCAUCAUUUGCAAGGGCGCCGAUUCAGCUAUCCUGCCCCGUCUUAAGCUGUCCUCCCUGGCCAUGCAAAAGGCGACCGAGGUCCGCAUGAGUGCCGACAUUGAGCACGAAUUAUAUCGACGCAGCGAGCAGAAGGAGCCUCGAAACAGCUUCGGUGGCCGCCGGAGCCUUACCGUCCGCCGAAAUCCCAUCGUCGUGACGGAUCGUACCAUCAACCAGCAACCGUCGGCCGACAGGAGCAAGUCGUUUGAGAUUCACAAGUUUGUUCGGAUGUCCGAUGAUCGGCCCCGCGGCUCCGUCUCCGGAGUCCGAGGAGUGUCGUUUGAUGUGUCCCGAAAUCAGUACCUAGCGACGUCAGGAAACCGGCCAACUGUGCCUGACCGGCUUGGCUUUCUCGACGAUCUUGCCAAAUACGACGACUCGGACAUCUUUGCCAAAUGCUUCAAGCAUCUCGACGACUUUGCCACGGAGGGUCUUCGUACGUUACUAUACGCCCAGAAAUUCCUGUCACAGCAGGAGUAUGUCGUGUGGAAGAAAUCCUAUGACGAUGCGACGACGAGCCUCACCGACCGCCAGAGUAAGAUCGAAGCCGCUGGGGAGAUGAUUGAGCAAUCUCUUGAUCUCAUCGGAGCAACGGCCAUCGAGGAUAAGCUGCAAAAGGGUGUCCCUGAAACAAUCGAUAGACUGCGGCGGGCCAACAUCAAGAUUUGGAUGCUCACUGGCGACAAGCGCGAAACUGCCAUUAAUAUUGCACACUCUGCCCGAAUUUGUCGCCCAGGAUCCGAGCUCUACAUUCUUGACGUCACGAAGAGCUCGCUCGAAUCGCAGCUUGUGGCGGUGACCGAAGACCUCCAAGCAGGCUCCGUCCAUAGUGUCGUCGUCAUCGAUGGCCAUACCCUCAGUGCCGUGGAAAAUUCUGCAGAACUUUCACAAAAGUUUUACGCCAUCAUGAUUCUUGUCGACUCCGUCAUUUGCUGCAGAUCGUCACCGGCACAGAAGGCACUGCUUGUGCGCACCGUUCGCUCGCGGCUGGGCGCCUUCAAAGGGAAGCACCAGCGGGGGCUGACGUUGGCCAUCGGCGACGGAGCAAACGAUCUCGCUAUGAUCCAAGCAAGCCACGUUGGCAUCGGAAUAUCUGGGAAAGAGGGACUUCAGGCCGCCCGUGUUGCUGACUAUGCCAUAGCACAGUUUCGGUUUCUACAGAGGUUACUUCUAGUCCACGGGCGCUGGAACUAUAUUCGCACCGCCAAGUUCAUCCUCUGCACGUUUUGGAAAGAAAUGUUCUUCUACCUACCAGCAGUGGUGUAUCAAGGGUAUAAUGGUUAUACCGGUACCUCCUUGUACGAAUCUACAAGCCUAACUGUAUUCAACACCCUAUUCACCAGCCUCUGUACCAUUUGCAUGGGCGUCUGGGAGCAGGACCUGAGUGCAGAAACACUUCUCGCCAUACCAGAGCUCUACGUGCACGGACAACGCAACAUGGGGCUAAACAUUUGGAAAUAUACCCGAUGGAUGGUGCUGGCCGCCGUCGAGGGUAUCCUUGUGUGGUACGCCGUCGUGGCUGGUUACGGACGAAUCACCCCUGGACCGCGUGACGAGGGACUAUAUGCUUUGGGAACUCUCAUCUUUACCAUAGGAAUCCUGUGGAUUAACUGGAAACUUUUCAUUCUCGAGACACAUUACAAACCCGCCCUCGUGAUGGGAUCAUUCUUCCUCACAACUGUUGGUUGGUUUGCUUGGGUUGCAUUCCUGGACGGCGUGUACGGGGCACAGCCUUCCGGGCCAUAUGCCAUACGCUAUGCAUUCCGUGACGGUUUCGGCAAGGACGCGCUCUGGUGGUCGACAGUGUUCAUCGUGCUCGCCAUGAUGGGCUUGAUGGAAGUGUGCAUGAAAGUGCUCAAGCGAAGCAUGCUGAUCGCGGGCAUCUGGCACUGGCCGCCGUGGAAGCGGGCGAAGCUGAGCGACAAUGUGGAAGAGUGGGAUCUGGCGUUGUGGCAGGAGCUGGAGCAGGACCCGCCGAUGCGGGAAAAGCUCAAGAAGCUUGCUUGUGAUGACUUUGAGGAUGAAGCUGAUGACGACGUCGAAGACGAAGUAUUCGGACAAACAUAG